Messenger RNA from Jaculus jaculus (lesser Egyptian jerboa), 1578 nucleotides. It is a transcript of the gene Plet1, whose product is annotated as placenta expressed transcript 1. Bases 75 to 719 code for a protein of 214 amino acids. Gene Ontology annotation, biological process: wound healing, spreading of epidermal cells; negative regulation of cell-matrix adhesion; positive regulation of cell migration. Lineage: Eukaryota; Metazoa; Chordata; Mammalia; Rodentia; Dipodidae. Gene Ontology annotation, cellular component: external side of plasma membrane; apical plasma membrane. The transcript has 4 exons. The record is from RefSeq and is a predicted model, not a curated record.
CCAAGAGCACAUAAACAGGAGGAGAGCCUCCAGUUCUCCUCCGUCUUGCAGUGCCUGGCCGGCAGAUCCCAACAAUGCCUGUGUCAGGUUCCUCGCUGCCACAACUUGGGCUGUUUCUGUGCCUUACACUGUGCUUUUCCUCUGCCUUCUACACAUCAUAUGACAACUGCAUGGUCUUUGAUCACGUCUUUACCACCAACAACUCGGGAAUCAAGAUUGAGCCAGAAGUCUUUGAAAACAACACAAUCUACACAGUUUUGGUUCCUGUGAACAAGCAAGUGAGAACCGUGAUCCUGCAAGCAGUGGACAAGGACAACAGUUCCGUGGGCCUGUGGGACGGAGCAGAUGAGGAAUGCAACAACAGCACUGCCCUGUACCACGGGACUCACGUAAAAGACUCAUUCAUCAGAGCACACUGGAUAGCCCCUAAAUCUAAAGACAUAACUGAACUUGAACUACAUGUCUUUGUUGUCAAUGUCAAUGGCACAGCUGCAUUUUCUUCUCUGGAACUUGGACAUAAAGUACUACCCACAGCCUUUACUUCUACCACCAAGAUUCCUGAGGACAGCCAGACCACAGCCAAGACCACAACCCUCACCACAACGAAGACCACAACCUUAACCACAGCCAGCAGCUUCGCCAUUAGAGUGCUCAGCAGCCCCAUUACAGGAGCCUUCCAUAUCCUGCUUGUUUUUCUCACCAGCAAGUUCCUCUUCUAAGGGAAGCAGCUGUCUGACCUCCAGGACACCCUUCAGAGCACACACUCUGGCUAGUGCUUUAAUGUGUGUAACUGAAGGUUUUAUGUUCAAUGUGCAACUCCAAUGCUACUGCUUUGGACCAAAGACCCAAGACUCACUAGUCAGUUUGGGUCACACAAAUGUUCACCUAAAUAUUUCAAAGCACAAAUUAAAUUAUGGGGUUUUGCGGGGGGUUGGUAUUUCAAGGUAGGGUUCCACUCUAGCCCAGGCUGACCUGGAAUUCACAAUGUAGUCUCAGGCUGGCCUCAAGUUCAUGGUGAUCCUCCUACCUCUGCUUCCCAGAGUGCUGUGACUAAAAGCGUGCACCACCAUGUCUGGCAAAUUAUGCUUUUUGUAAAUAUUUAAACUGGAGUUCUGCUCUCAGUUUAACAUGUUGACAGUCAAUUGGAACUUCUGUUCUUGACAAAGGGGUCUGGUGAACCUCCUGGGUUUCUAGGAGAGGAGCCCUUCCUUACUAUCAAGAAGAUCUCAGAUUCCUAACCAAACCCACUCCGAUUAUUCAGAACUUCUGUGACUCAUGGGACUGGAGGAGAAAGGUGAAAGCAGAAGUGGUCCUGAGGCUCCUGGCAGCUUCCCAUUUUGUCCACUCCAGUAGGUUUUGAAGGGCAAGAGAGUACCAAGGUACCAUGUCGGAGCAGCCAAUGACAGGACAAAUGAUGCUAUGAAGAUAUUUUUUUUCUAAGUGACACCAAAUAAGUGAUACUUCGAUCGAUCAAGAAUAAAUGAAUGUGUUAAAUUCAAAGAUAAGUAAUGAGUGAUUAACUUAAAAUACAGAAAAUGUUACCUAAUUUUGUUUAUUAAAAAAUUAAUGAAAUGGUAA